AAUAAUACACUACUUAUCUAUAUAAGCAUCUUUGGCAAUCACAUAAUCAAUAAGCAAAAUCAAAAUUUGAUAAUUAGCAUACACAAGAAGAAACCAAAUUAAUGGAGGAUCACCUAAAGGGAAAGCAAGGAAAGGAGGAGAAAGCCGGAAAGGACGAGGUUCGGUUCCGAGGCGUGAGGAGAAGGCCAUGGGGGAAGUAUGCGGCGGAGAUAAGGGAUCCGUCGAAGCAAGGGACAAGGAUAUGGUUAGGGACAUUUGAUACGGCUGAAGAAGCAGCAAGAGCUUAUGAUAGAGCAGCUUUUAAUUUGAGGGGUCAUCUUGCAAUUUUGAAUUUUCCUAGUGAGUAUUAUUCUAAAAUAAGAGGGUCACCACCAUAUCCACCUCAUUUAGCACCCCCAUCAUACACCUCUUCAUCAUCUCAUCAUGCUAGUGGUAGCUCUUCUGGGCCUCAACAUAGGCCCAUUUUUGAGUUUGAGUGUUUGGAUGAUAAGAUAUUGGAGGAACUUCUUGGAUCAGAGGAGGUGAAGAAAAAAAAGUAGGGAGAAUGAUUAGUACUAAAUCAUUUCUCUAUUAUGCUUUUAUUUAUUGCUUUGAGUUUUCUCCUUAACCUACAUACUAAUGUGUAAUAACUCAAUCUCUAUUCUGCUUUAAGUAGAUAACCAUAUAUAUAUGCAUAUAAAUAUAUCCAUUGUUUGGUAAAAGAAAUAAAUAUAUCCAUUAUAUGUCAUUGUGUUUAUUGAAGUUUCUUUCUAAAAAUAAUUAUUAUUGAAAGAUUUGUCUACUACCCAAACUUUA
This is a messenger RNA of Trifolium pratense (red clover), 795 nucleotides long. RefSeq names its product ethylene-responsive transcription factor ERF098-like. The record is from RefSeq and is a predicted model, not a curated record. The transcript has a single exon. The coding region runs from base 102 to 539 and encodes 145 amino acids. Lineage: Eukaryota; Viridiplantae; Streptophyta; Magnoliopsida; Fabales; Fabaceae. Gene Ontology annotation, biological process: ethylene-activated signaling pathway; regulation of DNA-templated transcription. Gene Ontology annotation, molecular function: DNA binding; DNA-binding transcription factor activity.